Durio zibethinus is the source of this 2408-nucleotide messenger RNA. RefSeq names its product cellulose synthase-like protein E1. Gene Ontology annotation, molecular function: cellulose synthase (UDP-forming) activity. The record is from RefSeq and is a predicted model, not a curated record. Gene Ontology annotation, biological process: cellulose biosynthetic process. Lineage: Eukaryota; Viridiplantae; Streptophyta; Magnoliopsida; Malvales; Malvaceae. Gene Ontology annotation, cellular component: membrane.
UUUUAUGGUCAAUAGUUCAACCAGGCAACCUGGACAAAAAAACUUAAGCAAUGAUGUAAAUUGAGCAGGAAAAGGAUGUCAUCAUUUUAUGUAUGCAGGUAUAUAUACGAGAAUAAAUGCGAGUCAAGUUUCACUUAAUUUAAGCGAAGUAGUGGGGAAAGUGACAGGAGAAAUGAAAAGUAAUGGGUAUCUUCCUCUUUUUGAAACAAGGCAAGCCAGGGGACUGCUCCUGUUUCGAUUGUAUGCAGCUUCAAUUUUUGUUGACAUCUGCUUCAUUUGUUUUUACCGAGUGAGCUAUUUUCCAUCACUGCAAGGAAAGACUGAGAGAUGGGUAUGGAUUGGAAUGUUUCUUGCUGAACUUUGGUUUGGCUUUUACUUUUUUGUCACUGUGGUCGUUAGAUGGAAUCCUGUCUUUCGUUACACAUUCAAGAAUAGGCUCUCAGCCAGGUAUGAUGAAGAAGCUUUGCCAGGAGUAGACAUUUUUGUUUGCACGGCAGACCCCUUGUUAGAGCCACCAACAAUGGUGAUCAACACAGUCUUAUCAGUUAUGGCUUAUGACUACCCACCUGAGAAGCUAAGUGUUUAUCUAUCUGAUGAUGGUGGCUCAGAUUUAACAGUCUAUGCUCUGUUAGAAGCUGCACGCUUUUCCCAGGUAUGGUUACCAUUUUGCAGGAAGCUCAAAGUUGAGCCAAGAUCGCCUGAGGCUUAUUUCAGGAACAUUGCUGAACCAGUUGAUGAUUCUGUCAUGGCCAAAGAGUGGCUGUCCAUCAAGAAAUCAUAUGAAGACAUGAAGAUGCGGAUUGAAACCAUCACAAAAUUGGGCAAAAUUCCAGCUGACAUACGCAAGGAGCAUAAGGGAUUUGGGGAAUGGGAUUUUGUUUCAAGUCGAUAUGAUCAUCAAGCCAUUCUUCAAAUCUUAAUUGAUGGAAGAGACCCCAACACCAUGGAUAUGGAAGGAAAACCUUUGCCAACCCUUGUAUAUUUAUCACGUGAAAAAAGACCUAAAUACCACCAUCACUUCAAAGCUGGAGCCUUGAAUGCACUGAUAAGGGUGUCAUCGAGCAUAACCAAUGCGCCAUUUAUCCUGAACGUGGACUGCGACAUGUAUUCAAAUAAUUCAGAGGCAAUCAGAGAUGCUCUUUGCUUUCUUCUAGAUGAAGAGAAGGGACAUGAAAUUGCUUUUGUGCAAUAUCCUCAGAGCUUUGGUAACCUCACUAAAAAUGAUAUUUAUGGCAGCUCCUUGAGAGUUGUAAUGGGGCUUGAGCUUGCAGGAUUUGAUGGGAAUGGAGGGCCUUGCUAUAUUGGAACUGGAUGUGUUAAUAGAAGAGAAACUCUUUGCGGAAUGAAGUAUAGCGAGGAAGUUAAAGUUGCAUGGAGGACAAUGAAAAAUGAUAGAAAGAAUAAAGAAAGUGCAAGUGUUCUUGAAGAAAAUUGCAAAGUUCUUGCAAGUUGUACCUAUGAGGAGGGCACACAAUGGGGAAAAGAGAUUGGAUUGAGAUACGACUGUCCAGUGGAGGAUAUACUCACGGGAUUAUCCAUACAUACAGGAGGUUGGCGAUCGGUGUACUCCAAUCCUGAAAGGAAAGCCUUCUUAGGAGUUGUUCCAACAACACUAUUACAAUCCCUAAUACAACAUAAGAGAUGGUCUGAAGGUGACUUUCAAAUCUUUCUAUCUAAACACUGUCCUUUCGUGUAUGGACGUGGAAAGAUGCCCAUAAAACUUCAGCUUUCAUACUGUAUUUACUUACUGUGGGCUCCAAACUGCUUCGCUACGUUGUACUACGUUAUAAUGCCAUCUUUUUGCCUGCUUAAAGGCAUCUCCUUGUUUCCAAAGAUGUCAAGCUCUUGGGGUAUACCAUUUCUGUAUGCCAUCUUUGUCAACAGCUCAUAUGGCCUUGGGGAAUUUGUAUGGUUUGGAGGCACAUUCCGAGGUUGGUUGAAUGAACAAAGGACGUGGAUGUUCAGGAGAACAACUUCCUACUUCUUUGCCUUCAUAGACGAUAUCCUGAAGCUAUGCGGAUUUUCAAGGUCAGCCUUUGCCAUCACCGGAAAGGUAGCAGAUGACCAUGUAAAUCAGAGAUAUGAGCAAGAGAUCAUGGAGUUUGGGACAACUUCACCGAUGUUCUCAAUUUUAGCAGCUCUUGCUCUCCUUAAUCUGUUCAGCUUUGUUGGGGGAAUAAAGAACGUUGCCUUGGAUGAUGUUCAUAUAACGGUUUUCGACCGAUUUGGUUUGCAGAUCCUUCUUUGCUGCCUUUUGGUUUUCUUAAACCUGCCUAUAUACCAAGGGAUGUUCUUUCGGAAGGAUAGCGGCAAAAUGCCUACCUCUGUAACAUACCAGUCUCUUACUUUUGCUCUCCUAGCUUGUACAAUAGCCAUGUACUAGUGUCAUGGUCCGAGACUCAAACACU